CAUGCAUUUUAAUGUGAAACCAUACCAAGCUUUGAGAUGAUUUUAAACAUCAAAUAUGCAAUGAUUACGUAAACAUUUUUAGGAGGGAACCAAUAACGACAAUCUGGACAUUUCAACGGUUUGAAACAUUGGAUUUUAUUUUCGUUCAAUAUUACCAAGAUAUUAAAAGAUCCAUACAUAGUCAACUUCGCUUAUUAUUAUAAUUUUCUCAUCAUCCUUUAGUUUGCCAUUUUCUUCUCUACUAAAGAGAAGCUAUGUAACUUUGUCAAAAAAGAAAAAGAAGAGAGAAAUCACCUAACUAACUUCAUGAGUUGUACCACUACAGCCUGAGCCUCCCUGAUACGAAAAUCACAUAUAUAUAUAUAUAAGAGAUUGUUGCCCUGACUAAUUUCGCAUCAUGGAACAGCAAAUCCCAGAAAUGGAUUCUGGAGAGAAACGUCUUAAUGAGCUUGGAUACAAACAAGAACUCAGGAGAGAAAUGAAUCUUUUCAAGACUCUGGCGAUAUCAUUUUCAACAAUGACACUUUUCACUGGAAUUACUCCUCUCUAUGGUUCAAGUCUUUUAUAUGCAGGACCUGCUUCUCUGGUGUGGGGGUGGGUUGUUGUGUCAUUCUUCACAUGGUUUGUUGGAAUUGCUAUGGCUGAGAUCUGUUCCUCUUUUCCAACUACUGGAUCUCUUUACUUUUGGGCUGCACAUCUAGCUGGCCCAAAGUGGGGUCCAUUUGCAUCAUGGUGUUGUGCUUGGCUUGAGACCAUAGGCCUCAUUGCUGGCAUAGGUACUCAGGCAUAUGCAGGAUCACAAACACUACAGAGUAUCAUUCUGUUAUGCACUGGAACAAACAAAGGAGGAGGCUAUCUUGCUCCAAAAUGGUUGUUUUUGUGCAUGUAUACGGGCCUCACACUUAUAUGGGCAUUUCUCAAUACAUUUGCCUUGGAAGUGAUCGCCUUUAUCGACAUGAUUUCCAUUUGGUGGCAGGUUAUUGGAGGUCUGAUUAUUGUAAUAAUGCUUCCCUUGGUAGCUCUGAGUACACAAUCUGCGUCAUAUGUGUUCACAAAAUUUGAAAUGGCAACUGAACAAACUGGAGUAUCAAGCAAACCUUAUGCAGUCAUUCUCUCUUUUCUUGUCAGUCAGUAUUCUUUGUACGGAUAUGAUGCUGCAGCUCAUUUGACUGAAGAAACCAAAGGCGCAGACAAGAAUGGCCCUAUUGCAAUUUUGUCUAGCAUUGGGAUCAUUUCACUCUUCGGCUGGGCUUAUAUCUUGGCUCUUACUUUCAGCAUUCAUGAUUUUGAUUAUCUGUUUGAUACGAGCAAUGAGACUGCUGGAGUGUUUGUACCAGCACAGAUAUUGUACGAUGCAUUUCAUGGAAGGUAUAAUAACAGUACUGGGGCAAUUAUUUUGCUAUUUAUCAUCUGGGGUUCUUUUUUCUUCGGUGGGCUUUCAAUCACUACAAGUGCAGCCCGAGUAGUAUAUGCUUUAUCAAGAGAUAAAGGCAUUCCAUUUUCGUCUACGUGGAGAAAAAUACACCCAAAGCACAAAGUUCCCUCAAAUGCUGUAUGGCUGUGUGCUGGAAUGUGCUUUCUUCUUGGACUUCCAAUCUUGAUAGUCAAUGUGGUCUUCACAGCUAUAACUUCCAUCUGCACGAUUGGAUGGGUAGGAGGUUAUGCAGUGCCAAUCUUUGCUAGAAUGGUAAUGGCUGAGAAGAACUUCAAGCCUGGGCCAUUCUAUUUGGGUAAAGCAAGAAGGCCAGUUUGCUUGGUAGCCUUCCUAUGGAUUUGCUAUACCUGUUCAGUUUUCCUUUUGCCAACUUUGUAUCCAAUCUCUUGGGACACCUUCAACUAUGCACCUGUUGCUUUGGGUGUUGGUUUGGGUUUGAUAAUGCUUUGGUGGGUAUUGGAUGCAAGGAAAUGGUUCAAAGGGCCAGUUAGAAACAUUGAGAUAGAAAAUGAUAAGAUAUAGCAUCUAUAAGAAAAUGGAAAUGUCUUAGGCUUCUUAGGAACUUUGUUAUGUUUCUUCAUCACAUGAAAUUAUAGUUUCCUUUCUUCUCUCA
This is a messenger RNA of Cannabis sativa, 2048 nucleotides long. RefSeq names its product amino-acid permease BAT1 homolog. Gene Ontology annotation, cellular component: membrane. The transcript has 7 exons. The coding region runs from base 398 to 1957 and encodes 519 amino acids. NCBI's taxonomy places the organism in Eukaryota, Viridiplantae, Streptophyta, Magnoliopsida, Rosales, Cannabaceae. Gene Ontology annotation, molecular function: transmembrane transporter activity. The record is from RefSeq and is a predicted model, not a curated record. Gene Ontology annotation, biological process: transmembrane transport; amino acid transport.